AUGGCCAAGAAGACCACAAAGAAAUCAAAGGCCUCUGUACCUUCCUCGAAUAGUGCUGUUGGCACCACCAAUAGUAAUCUUGAAACUGCCGAUCCUGUGUUUGAAUAUAAGGUUGAAGAAGGCCCAUGUCACCCUUUUGUUGUCACCACCCCUCCUAAAUACAUUUCAGAUGCCCGUUCCCCAACUUCAAAGAACGAGAAAUUCGUGAUUGCCGCAUUGGUGCUCUUCACAACCGUUGUACGUUUCUACAAAUUGUCGUAUCCUGAUUCAGUGGUGUUUGACGAAGUUCAUUUUGGCGGGUUUGCUCGUAAAUAUAUCCUCGGGAACUUCUUCAUGGAUGUCCACCCUCCUUUAGCCAAAAUGCUCUAUGCUGCCGUCGGCUACAUUUUGGGGUUCAAUGGCUCUUUUGAAUUCAAAAACAUUGGUGAUGUGUAUCCUUCCAGUGUCCCAUAUGUUGGUAUGCGUGCUUUCCCUGCUGCGUUAGGGGUUGGGACCGUGUUAUUUUCCUACUUGACUUUGAGAGCCAGUGGCUGUCGUAUUGCAACUGCCUUGCUCACUGCUGUCUUGUUAACCAUUGAAAAUGCCAACACCACCAUUUCUCGUUAUAUCUUGUUGGACUCUCCCCUUCUUUUCUUCAUUGCUGCUUCGGUGUACUCUCUUAAAAGAUUUGAAAAUGAAACCCCAUUUUCUUGUAAAUGGUACAAGUCUCUUAUUCUUUCUGGGAUUGCCCUCGGUUGUGCUGUCAGUUCCAAAUGGGUUGGGCUUUUCACUAUUGCCUGGGCUGGAUGUUACAUGGUCUGGCAAAUGUGGUUUAUCUUUGGUGAUUUGUCACUUUCUCCAAAACAAGUUACUCAACAUUUCUUUGCCAGAGGUUUGAUCCUUCUUGGGAUCCCUGCCCUUUUAUACUGUGCUUUCUUUGCUGUUCAUUUCCAAAUGUUACCUAACGAAGGUGACGGUGGGGCCUUCAUGUCUUCUGCCUUUAGAACUACUUUAAAUGGCAAUACCGUUCCAAGAAGCACUAAUGCUCGUGUCGGGGUCAAGUCUUUCAUCACUUUACGUCAUGUCAACACCCAAGGUGGGUACUUACACUCUCACGACCAUCUUUAUGAAACCGGGUCUAAGCAACAACAAAUCACUCUUUAUCCACAUUUGGACGAAAACAAUGUUUGGGAAAUAGAAUUAUACAAUGUCUCUACUCCACCAACUGAAUUUGUCCCAAUCACCGACGGUACCAAGAUUAGAUUGAAGCAUAAGGUUACUCAACGUCGUUUGCAUUCUCACAACCUCAGACCCCCAAUGAGUGAACAAGAUUGGCAAAAUGAAGCGUCUUGUUAUGGGUUUGACGGUUUUGAAGGUGAUGCCAAUGACGAUUUUAUCGUGGAAAUUGAUAAACCAUUGUCUAAGAAAGGGGCUGCUAGAAAAGAACUCCAUGCCAUCGAUACCGUUUUCCGUUUGCGUCAUGCCAUGACUGGUUGUUUACUUUUCUCUCACGAAGUCAAACUUCCAAAGUACGCUUUUGAACAACAAGAAGUCACUUGUGCCACCCAAGGUAUUCGUCCAUUGUCCCUUUGGUACGUCGAAGUCAACGACAAUGAAUUCCUUGAUGAUAGUGCCGAAAAGACCGGUUACAAAACUCCAUCCUUCUUUGACAAACUUGUGGAAUCCCAUCAACGUAUGUGGCAUAUCAACAAUGGUCUCACUGCUUCCCAUAACUGGGAAUCCCGCCCUCCUUCAUGGCCAGUCUUGCAAAGAGGUAUCAACUAUUGGGUCAAGGACCACCACCAAAUCUAUUUCCUUGGUAAUGCCGUCACUUGGUGGGCCUCCAGUGCCGUUAUCUUUGUUUACGUUUGUAACCUUGCCGCGUUGGCCAUUAACUGGCAAAGAGGUAAACCUCUCAUCACUGACCCACAUUUCAUCAACUUCAAUAUCCAGACCUUGAUCUUUGUUGGUGGGUGGGCUCUCCAUUACUUCCCAUCAUUCCUUAUGGGCCGUCAAUUGUUUUUGCACCAUUACAUCCCAGCGUUCUAUUUCCAAGUGCUUGCCCUCGGUCAAUGCUUUGAUCUUUUCCUUGGAUUUUUCCUUGCCACUAAGCCAUGGGUUGCCUAUUCAAUUUUUGUGGCCUUCCUUUCUGCCUCUGCCGCGUUCUUCCACCAUUUCUCCCCACUCAUUUGGGGUAGUGACUGGACAAAAUCAGAGUGUAAUGCAUCGAAACUUCUUGAUUCUUGGGAUUUCGACUGUAACAGCUUCCCAGAAUCUUAUUCUGAGUACGCCAGUGCUGCCCUUACUCCAGCUCCAACCUCGGUAGUUGCUAAUACUCCAGUAGCCAAUGGUGCCGAACUCAAUAAUGAGCAAAUCAUCCAACAGGCAGAAACUCGUGGCAAAGUGAUCCGCAAGUACCAGGAUGGAGAUGGCAACCCAAUCGAUCCAGCGGUCGCCGAAGCUUACAUCAAGGACCACCCGGAACAAGUGUUGAAGGUGGAAACCCAGACGCAUGAAGGAAUCUUGUAA
Saccharomycopsis crataegensis is the source of this 2508-nucleotide messenger RNA. RefSeq names its product dolichyl-phosphate-mannose-protein mannosyltransferase PMT1 (gene PMT1). The record is from RefSeq and is a predicted model, not a curated record. Gene Ontology annotation, molecular function: dolichyl-phosphate-mannose-protein mannosyltransferase activity. Lineage: Eukaryota; Fungi; Ascomycota; Saccharomycetes; Ascoideales; Saccharomycopsidaceae. Gene Ontology annotation, cellular component: membrane; endoplasmic reticulum. Bases 1 to 2508 code for a protein of 835 amino acids. The transcript has a single exon. Gene Ontology annotation, biological process: protein O-linked glycosylation via mannose.